AUGCACAGUGACAAUAUGAAAGUGAAAAUUUUAAGUCCCAUGUAUUUAAAGCCACCUAAAGAAGAAGAUUGGAAGAAAAUAGCUGCUGGAUUUUGGAAUCAUUGGAAUUUUCCCAAUUGUAUUGGAGCGAUCAACGGGAAACAUUUUGUUAUUAAAGCACCUCCAAAUUCCGGUAGUUUGUACUUUAAUUAUAAAAAAAGUUUUAGUAUUGUUUUAUUAGCUGCGUGCGAUUGUCAGUAUAGUUUUACUAUAGUAGAUUGUGGUGCAUGUGGUAGCGCAAGUGAUGGCGGUAUAUUUGCACAAUCUGAAUUCGGAAAGUGCUUAAACAGUAAUGAUCUUAAUAUACCUGUAAAUGAUUGUAAGUUACCUCUAUCAGAUAUAGAAAUGCCUUAUUAUUUUGUUGCUGAUGAGGCGUUUCCAUUAUCGAAACGAAUAAUGCGACCUUAUCCUGGACAGUUUUUGAAUGAAAAAAAAUCUAUUUUUAACUAUCGUUUAUCAAGAGCUAGACGUAUUAUUGAGAAUACAUUUGGAAUUCUGGUCUCAAGAUGGAGAAUUUUUCAACGUUGUAUAUGUUUGAACCCAGAGCAUACAGAUAAGAUAAUCAUGGCUGCAAUAAAUUUGCACAAUUUUUUAAUGACAGAAAAUAAUAGUGUAAUAGGCGAAAAUACUUACUGUCCUCAAAAUUAUGUCGAUAGUGAAGACAACACAGGACAGAUUACACAAGGUGCAUGGAGGUUUAAUCUAAAUAAUGUAAAUAAUUUGCGACGUACUAAUAUACAUAGAGCGAUAAGAGAAGCAUAUAUUCAAAGAGAUAUUUUAUCUGAAUAUUUGUCAUCACCACAAGGUGAAGUAUCAUGGCAAAUAGAAUAUAUUCAUAGGGGAUGUAACAGAGAUAUAUCAUAA
Messenger RNA from Formica exsecta, 903 nucleotides. RefSeq names its product protein ALP1-like. Bases 1 to 903 code for a protein of 300 amino acids. Lineage: Eukaryota; Metazoa; Arthropoda; Insecta; Hymenoptera; Formicidae. The transcript has a single exon. The record is from RefSeq and is a predicted model, not a curated record.